Messenger RNA from Saccostrea cuccullata (small rock oyster), 1569 nucleotides. Its product is annotated as V-type proton ATPase subunit C 1-like. NCBI's taxonomy places the organism in Eukaryota, Metazoa, Mollusca, Bivalvia, Ostreida, Ostreidae. The annotation marks the transcript as partial. Gene Ontology annotation, biological process: proton transmembrane transport. Gene Ontology annotation, cellular component: vacuolar proton-transporting V-type ATPase, V1 domain; lysosomal membrane. Gene Ontology annotation, molecular function: proton-transporting ATPase activity, rotational mechanism. The transcript is spliced from 8 exons. The record is from RefSeq and is a predicted model, not a curated record.
UCUAACCUUUGUUUCCAGCAAGUUUCACAGAUUGAAACAGACUUGAAAACAAAAGCCACAGCGUAUAACAACUUAAAAGGAAACUUACAGAACCUGGAAAGAAAAUCAACUGGAAGUCUUUUCACAAGAAACCUUGCCGAGCUUGUGAAGCGAGAGGAUUUUGUUUUGGACUCAGAGUACCUGCAGACUCUGCUAGUGGUUGUACCAAGAAACAUCAUCCAUGAUUGGCAGGCUAAAUAUGAAACACUGACAGAUAUGAUUGUUCCUAGAUCAUCUAGGACUCUUUUUGAAGAUGAUGAGAACUGCCUAUGCUCAGUGACACUUUUCAGAAAAGUGGCGGAAGACUUCAAAAACAGAUGUAGAGAGAACAAAUUUAUGGUGAGGGAUUUCACUUAUAAUGAAAAAGACAUUGCAGAUGGGAAAAUGGAAGUCUCAAAGCUGGAGGAUGACAAGAAGAAAUUAUAUGGUCCGCUGGUUAAAUGGCUUAAAGUAAACUUUGGAGAAAGCUUCUCUGCUUGGAUCCAUGUCAAAGCAUUAAGAAUAUUUGUGGAAUCAGUUCUAAGAUAUGGCUUACCUGUCAAUUUCUUGGCUGUGUUAAUGCAGCCCCACAAGAAGACAACCAGAAAAUUACGAGAAGUUCUGAACCAGCUGUAUGCUCAUUUAGACUCUCCAGCAUCACAAGAUGCAGGACAGAUGGAGAUUCCAGGUUUAGUAGGACUCAGUAACGUAGACUACUACCCGUACGUGUACUACAAGAUCAGCCUGGAUUUAGUAGACUCCGCACGCUAGACACCACACUGUGGGAGAAUGGUUAUUUUAUAUUCAGUAUGGUUGGACAUUAUUACUGCCGGAUGGUAAUAUAUCUUCUCCCCCUGGCUUGAGGGUCAAGGUCAAAUCCAUGACGAUUUAGUGAUAUUUAUAUUACAUAGGUCUCCUUUGUAAAAUUUACUUUAUGAACAAAGUUAUUCCUUUGUUGAUUUUUAAAUAUUGUUACUUUUGUUUAAACAUAGAGACUAAUGGUUUGUAAGAAAUUGUAAAGCAGAAUACAUUGGCUGGAAUUUCUAAGGUUAUACAUAGAGACAAUUUUAAAUUACCUAGUUCUUAAUUUGAUGGUUUUCAUUUUCCCAUUCAAACAUCCUGCAACUGUCUCAUAUUUUGUUCUUGCCCCUUGCAACCCUGCCUGACAAUUUUUACUGCAUUAGUACCUUUGUUCAAACAGGAGAAAUGGUAGAACUGUUAUAAAGGACCCUAAUAUGGGGGUAUGAAACUGUGAUUUGAAUGCACAUGAAUUAUUAAUGCUUUUAUUGAUUGUAAUAGUAUGUUAUACAUUUGUACUGAACAGUUUGGUGAUAAACAUGUUGAAAUUUGUGGAUUUAGUCCCAAGAAUUAAUUUAAUUGCAUUCCAUUUUGUAUUGACUUGUAUCUGACUGGGAAAGUAUACUGUUAUAAUCUAUGUAUCACUUGCAAUAAGCAGAUGUUGAAACUAGUCAUGAUGGUAGAUGUAUAUGUAUACUGUGGUAAAUUUGUAUAUGGAAAUCAUGUUAUGUAAAUAAAUAAAUAAAAAAAUAA